CAUUAGUUCGAUCCGGUUUUUGAAUGCUCCCACCGGAAACGUUCUCUCCCCGUUUCAAAUUUUGAACGAGAGAGUAAAACCUUCCACACUCUUCUCCGUAACCCUAAAUUUUCAAAUCUCAGAGAUGGCAUCUGCGGUGCCGGCGGCGGGGCGAGAGUUGUCAAAUCCUCCUUCGGACGGAAUCUCGAACCUCCGGUUUUCGAACCACAGUGAUCACUUGCUGGUGUCUUCAUGGGAUAAGAGCGUCCGGUUGUAUGAUGCGAGCGCCAAUGUGCUGAGAGGAGAGUUCAUGCACUCUGGCCCCGUCCUCGAUUGCUGCUUCCACGACGAUUCCUCCGGCUUUAGUGUCGCCGCCGACAAUACUGUUAGACGGCUUGUAUUCAGCUCCAAUAAAGAGGAUAUUCUGGGAAGGCAUGAUGCACCUGUUCGUUGUGUUGAGUAUUCCUAUGCUGCAGGGCAGCUGAUCACUGGUAGUUGGGACAAAACCCUGAAAUGUUGGGACCCUAGAGGUGCAAGUGGCCAAGAGCGUACGCUAGUUGGGACAUAUCCACAACCUGAGCGUGUUUACUCUCUCUCACUGGUUGGACAUCGUCUGGUUGUAGCAACGGCUGGAAGACAUGUUAAUAUUUAUGAUUUGAGGAACAUGUCUCAACCUGAGCAACGAAGAGAAUCUUCACUGAAAUAUCAAACCAGAUGCGUGCGCUGUUAUCCUAAUGGAACAGGAUAUGCACUUAGUUCUGUUGAAGGUCGGGUUGCAAUGGAAUUCUUUGACCUCUCUGAGGCUAGCCAAGCAAAAAAGUAUGCUUUUAAGUGUCACAGAAAAUCAGAAGCUGGAAGGGACAUUGUCUAUCCUGUAAAUGCAAUUGCAUUCCACCCAAUAUAUGGUACGUUUGCCACAGGAGGUUGUGACGGUUAUGUUAACGUAUGGGACGGAAACAACAAGAAGAGGCUGUACCAGUAUUCAAAAUAUCCUACUAGCGUGGCAGCACUUUCUUUUAGCAGAGAUGGACGCCUCUUGGCUGUUGCAUCGAGUUACACAUUCGAGGAGGGGCCUAAACCUCACGAACAAGAUGCUAUCUACGUUCGUGGUGUAAACGAGAUUGAGGUCAAGCCGAAACCCAAAGUCUAUCCCAAUCCUCCAGCAUGAUUUCUGAUGGCCAUUUUGAAAAUAGGAAUUUCUUCUUUCUACUGUUUCACUUCCCUCUUGUGAACACCAAACACUAAAUGUAAACUAUUGUUGUGAAGUACUGGCUAUUUCCUGAAUACAGGCUGCAGUUAGAAAAUGGCUUACGCAUUUUGUUUGUUCCAAUUCCCUUCGAAGUAAAUUGAAACUGAUUAGCCAAGGCUAACCAUAAAUGUUUGCUUCUCUCUAUUUUCAACUCAGCAUUAAAAUGAAACGUGUCCUAUUAGGGC
This is a messenger RNA of Abrus precatorius (Indian licorice), 1413 nucleotides long. Its product is annotated as mitotic checkpoint protein BUB3.2. Lineage: Eukaryota; Viridiplantae; Streptophyta; Magnoliopsida; Fabales; Fabaceae. Gene Ontology annotation, biological process: mitotic spindle assembly checkpoint signaling. The transcript is spliced from 8 exons. Gene Ontology annotation, molecular function: ubiquitin binding. Gene Ontology annotation, cellular component: bub1-bub3 complex; phragmoplast; kinetochore. The record is from RefSeq and is a predicted model, not a curated record. The coding region runs from base 125 to 1147 and encodes 340 amino acids.